AUGACUGCCUCCUCCUCCUCCGCGCCCAUGGUCUCGCUCGGCCGCUCGUUCCGCGGUGACAAGUCCUCGGGCCGCAUCGCCGCCCACGAUGCCGGCGAGGUGCCGCUGCAGGCGCACGAGGUACUCAUCGACAUUGUCGCGUCUGGCCUUUGCGGCACGGACCUGCACUACCGCAAGGCCAGCAUCGGCCUGGGCCACGAGGGCGUCGGCGUCGUCAGCCAGGUCGGCGGCGGCGUCGAGAGCUUCAAGAAGGGCGACCGCGUCGGCUGGGGCUACGUGCACGGUGCCGACCUCACCUGCGACAAUUGCAUCCGCGGCGUCGACACGCUCUGCCCAAACCGCAAGCUCUUUGGCGCCAGUAACACCCAGCAGGGCUCGCUGGGCGACCACUAUGUCAUUAACGCCCAGUUCCUCCACCGGAUCCCCGACUCGCUGCUGCUCAAGCACGCCGCGCCGUUGCAGUGCGCCGGCGCCACGGUGCUCAGCGCCAUCGUCAACUCGGGUGCGCAGCCGUGGGACCGCGUCGGCGUCGUCGGCCUCGGCGGCCUUGGCCACCUCGCCCUGCAGUAUCUCGCGAAGAUGGGGUGCGACGUCGUGGCGUUCAGCGGCUCGGACUCGAAGCGCGACGAGGCACUGCGUCUCGGCGCUAAGGAGUUCGUCGCUGCCAAGGACGGAGGCCUCGAGAAGCUCGCCAAGCCCGUCAAGUAUCUCUUCGUCUCGACGUCGGUGCAGCCAGACUGGGACGCGUACACCAGCGAGAAGGUCAUGGCCAGCCGCGGCACCGUCGUGCCUCUUUCCGUCUCGCCUGAGCCGUUCAGGCUGAAGUCGUACCAGAGCAUCAUCUCGCGCGAGCUGCGCAUCAUGGGCAGCGUCGUUGCCAGCCGGCCGCUGCACCGGCAGAUGAUCGAGUUCUCGGCGCGCCACGGCAUCCAGCCCAUCAUCGAGGAGCUGCCGAUGACGGAGGAGGGUGUCAACGAGGCGGCGGACCGCCUCGAGAAGGGCGACGUGCGCUACCGCUUCGUGCUUAUCAACGAGAAGCACGCUGACCCGCUGGACAAGUCGAGCAAGUAA
This is a messenger RNA of Tilletiopsis washingtonensis, 1071 nucleotides long. RefSeq names its product putative NADP-dependent alcohol dehydrogenase. Gene Ontology annotation, molecular function: alcohol dehydrogenase (NADP+) activity; zinc ion binding. The record is from RefSeq and is a predicted model, not a curated record. NCBI's taxonomy places the organism in Eukaryota, Fungi, Basidiomycota, Exobasidiomycetes, Entylomatales. The transcript has 3 exons. Bases 1 to 1071 code for a protein of 356 amino acids. Gene Ontology annotation, biological process: alcohol metabolic process.